AUAAAAACCCUAAAAAUCCCAAAAACCCUAGCGAGGAACUGAAACCCUAGAGCCACCAUCAAACGAUUUCAAUCCCCCAUUUCUCCAAACCCUAAUUCCACUCCAUCAAAUCCCAAAUCCAUUAAAAAAAACCCAGAUUUUGAACUUCGAUUUGAUACAAACCUCAUCGAUGGCGAAUCCGAGGGUGUUCUUCGACAUAGCGAUCGGGAAAGCAAGAGCAGGGAGGAUAAUCAUGGAGCUAUUCGCCGACGUGGUUCCAAAAACGGCGGAGAACUUCCGGUGUCUCUGCACGGGCGAGAAGGGGAUCGGGAUCUCAGGUAAGCCCUUGCACUACAAAGGAUCGAGCUUUCAUCGGAUCAUCCCGGGAUUCAUGUGCCAAGGUGGGGAUUUCACGAGAGGGAACGGGACCGGCGGGGAAUCGAUCUAUGGGGCGAGAUUUGAGGACGAGAACUUCAAGAAGAAGCACACAGGGCCGGGAAUGGUGUCGAUGGCGAAUGCGGGGGCGAAUACGAAUGGAUCACAGUUCUUCAUCUGCACGGCGAGGACGGGGUGGUUGGAUGGGAAGCAUGUGGUGUUUGGGAAGGUGGUGGAUGGGUAUGGAGUUGUGGAGGCGAUGGAGAAGGAGGGAUCGGGGAGUGGAGAGACGAAGACGAAGGUUGUGAUCGAGGAUUGUGGAGAGAUCACUACUGAGAGCUCUUAA
Messenger RNA from Dioscorea cayenensis subsp. rotundata (Guinea yam), 700 nucleotides. Its product is annotated as peptidyl-prolyl cis-trans isomerase CYP19-3-like. Gene Ontology annotation, molecular function: peptidyl-prolyl cis-trans isomerase activity. Lineage: Eukaryota; Viridiplantae; Streptophyta; Magnoliopsida; Dioscoreales; Dioscoreaceae. The record is from RefSeq and is a predicted model, not a curated record. Bases 170 to 700 code for a protein of 176 amino acids. The transcript has a single exon. Gene Ontology annotation, biological process: protein folding; protein peptidyl-prolyl isomerization.